Messenger RNA from Rhagoletis zephyria (snowberry fruit fly), 1918 nucleotides. RefSeq names its product angiotensin-converting enzyme-like. Gene Ontology annotation, biological process: proteolysis. Gene Ontology annotation, molecular function: metallopeptidase activity; peptidyl-dipeptidase activity. The record is from RefSeq and is a predicted model, not a curated record. Gene Ontology annotation, cellular component: plasma membrane. NCBI's taxonomy places the organism in Eukaryota, Metazoa, Arthropoda, Insecta, Diptera, Tephritidae.
UGCCCAACAAAAUUAUGUUGACUUUCUGCGCUUGGUCGCCGAGCAGUCAAAGACCGUAAAUAAGGAACUUAUACUCGAUCGACGACUAUAUCGGCAGCUCAUGCUACAGUCUGAAGCUGGACCCAAUGCGCUACCCAUAGAAACAUUGGAUCGGUACAAUCGCCUGAUCAAUGAAAUGCUGUACAUUUAUAAUGAAGCCACAAUUUGUGCUUAUCAACAACCGUUCGUCUGCAACCUGCGCUACAUACCCGAUCUCAAGGAGAUUAUGUCUAAAAGUCGCGACUGGGAUGAGUUGCAGCACACCUGGGUGGAGUAUCAUCGCAAAGCCGGACGUGAAAUGCGCGAUGGUUAUGAACAGCUGGUGGAUGUAAUGAACGAGGUUGCCUAUGUGAAUAAUGUCACCAACGGCGGCGAGUUUUGGUAUCUCCCUUAUGAGUCAGCCAACUUUCGACAGGACGUUGAGAUUGUUUGGGAACAAAUACGACCACUGUACGAGGGUCUACAUUCGUAUGUGCGUCGUAAAUUGCGCGACUAUUAUGGCCCGAAUCGCAUCAAUCGCAUUGCACCCAUACCCUCGCAUAUACUCGGCAAUAUGUAUGCGCAGUCGUGGUCGAACAUCUUGGACAUUGUCAUACCGUAUCCUGGACGCAAAUUGGUCGAUAUAACGCCACGCAUGAUCGAACAAGGCUAUACGCCAUUGCUUAUGUUUCAAUUAGCUGAGGAAUUCUUCACUUCGAUUAAUAUGUCGGCCGUGGGUCCUGAAUUCUAUCGCAAUUCUGUCUUGGAACAACCCUUGGAUGGACGACGUGUAUUUUGUGAGCCCUCAGCAUGGGAUUUCUGUAAUCGUCAUGAUUUUCGUGUUAAAGUUUGUUCGGAAAUUAGUCAGAAGGGCCUGCUGAGUGCGCAUCACGAGAUGGCGCAUAUACAGUACUUUUUACAGUAUAGGCAUUUGCCGAAAGUUUUUCGAAACGGUGCAAAUCCAGCUUUUCAUCAAGCGAUCGGCGAUGCUGUAACAUUGUCCAUAUCGACAUCAAAACAUUUUCAAACGAUCGGGCUGCUGCAACGCUCGGUCGAUGAGUCCAGCUAUGACAUAAACUACCUCAUCACGAUGGCUUUGGAUAAGGUUGCUUUUCUGCCUUUUGCCUUGGCCUUGGACAACUGGCGAUACGAUGUAUUUAGUGGGAAUACCAACAAGCACACGAUGAAUUGCCACUUCUGGAAUCUCAGGGAGCGCUAUGGGGGAAUUAAACCGCCAGUGCUACGUUCAGAGAAAGACUUUGAUUUGGGAGCAAAAUAUCACAUUCCAGCGAAUAUACCCUACAUCAAAUACUAUGUCUCCACUAUUUUGCAAUUUCAAAUUUAUCGUGGCAUGUGCCGCGUCAGUGGUCAAUAUGUGCCUGGAGAUCCACGCAAGCCGUUGCAUCGAUGCGAUAUUUAUCGACAUCCGGAAGCAGGAAAUUUAUUAAAACGCAUCAUGGCCAAGGGCGCCUCACAACCAUGGCAAGAAGUGCUCGAGGAAACACUUGGUGAGGGUCGUUUGGAUGGUACAGCGCUGCGUGAGUACUUCGCGCCGCUAGAGGAGUGGCUGCGACUUGAAUCAUUGCGCACAAAUGAAUUCGUAGGCUGGAACUAUGAUGGUGACUAUUGCAAGCGCAGCAUUGAGACGGCGAAUCUGCAAGUGACAGGUGGCUACUAUAAUGCAGCUGCUCGCACAGAGGUAGUGCCUUUGCCAGUAGCAUUGGUUAUGGGUUGGUUGGUGGUUUUUUAUGUGGCGUCGCCGAUGAAGAAAUAUUUUUAUAGAUAAAGAAUAAUGUAAUUAUAAAUUUAUAUAGAUUGUUGAUGGAUGCUGGAUAUUUAUUAAUUGUACAGUUUAAAAAGAAAAAAUAUUUAUAUCUUCAAAAGUCUAAAUUAUGCUAAC